UAUAAAUCGUCUUGAAUCCUCAUCGAUCAUAGAUAUCAGAAUUCCUCUCAAUUAAUGGCUUCCAGUAGUGCUUUUCUCCUCGGUGCAGUGCCAUGUCUCCUCACCCUUUCACUCUGUUUGUCUACUUGUCGUAGCACGCCGAUAGAUGGAAAUGCAGAUGAAAAUCCAAGCGACCUUGCCGAGAAGGCGAUGUCAUGCUUCCUCGAUCAUAAUAUCUAUGUGAGAUGCCAAGACUCGUACAGACUGAAGGAGCAAGGGGAGAUCGACGUGCCGCCUCAGGCCACUGACGAGUUCUGCCACGGCCCGUGCCUCGUGGAGACGAAGCUUGUGCUCGCCUGCGUCGAGAAGAAGCUGCAAGACUUCCAGUUCUACAACGGGGCGACCGUCCUUGACAUCAAGUACAGUCUCCACACUGGCUGUGGCCACACCAGCAAGCGAGGUGACUUCACGGUGAAGAAUGAUAGCGAGGAUUCAAAAGUGGUGCCCAAGGCUCAUCCCGGUGCACAUCUGGACUACGAUGACUAUUUCGAUCAUGGCAACAAGCUAUCGGUUCCGGUAGUUUACUACUUGAUGCUCGGCUUAGUUCUACUUCUCUGGAGCUAGACGCACGCAGAUGGCUCAUUGAUAUAUGUUCUUCAUUGUCUUCAGAAUUACAAUGCAUUAGUAUGGAUUAAAUUUCGAGAUUAAAGCUUCUUGUAAUAUUGUAAUUGAUCUACUACACAUCCUAAUAAUUAAGUAGUGUGUGAUAUCUGAGCAACUUAAUUCCA
Molecule: messenger RNA, 767 nt
Organism: Zingiber officinale
Lineage: Eukaryota; Viridiplantae; Streptophyta; Magnoliopsida; Zingiberales; Zingiberaceae
Exons: 4
Coding region: 55-603 (182 amino acids)
Source: RefSeq, a predicted model, not a curated record